Messenger RNA from Nicotiana tabacum (common tobacco), 1250 nucleotides. RefSeq lists its product as uncharacterized. NCBI's taxonomy places the organism in Eukaryota, Viridiplantae, Streptophyta, Magnoliopsida, Solanales, Solanaceae. The record is from RefSeq and is a predicted model, not a curated record.
UGUGUUAUGCUUCAUAUGCUACCACCUUUCAAUGUGUGAAAUAACUUAAUUGCAUUAAAUAUGAAGAAGGCUUGUAUUGGGAGUUGAAUAAAUAAAAUCAUGAAAAGUUGCAAAAAUAGCCAAUAGGCAUUAAUUAGGGUUUGCAAAUACCAACGGCCAUUGAGCCCCCAAAGGCGCGAUUCCUUACUAUCCCACUUUUGCCCUCCCAUUUUUCUUUCCUUCCAACUCUUCAUUUUCCUUUUAAUUCUCUCUUCAAUCUGCAAACAACAAAACCACAGAAAAAAACCAAAAAAUGUCAAACAAAUCCCCCAUUUUUCACUUUGUUGAACCUCAACACUUCAGUGACUAUGGCUUCGACCCUCAAAUCGAUUAUUUUCAGAUUUUAGAAGAAGCAAGAAAGCACAAGAUUAGAGAAACGGCAAGAUCUUCUAUAGAUACAGUUCAUUUCAAGCUACAAAAACCAAUUUCAAAAGACGAAUCUUCAAAAAAGAUCAAGAAGAACAGUAGCCGCAAAAAAUGGUGGAAAAAUGCUCUGCUCUUUUUCAAGAGGACUACUAAUUCCAAAAAUGAAAAAAUCUCCGGCGACGGUGAUCUUGACGUCGACGGCGAAGUUCACCGCCAGUGUGCUACUUUCCGGGGAUCAUUAUCUGGGCCGGUUUAUAUUACUGAGAGCAGAAGUGGGUCGAAUACGCCUUGCCGUACAACCAGCCGGCCUUCGUCCGGUCCACUCGCCGGAACUUUAACUCCUAACCGGAAAGGUGAUUUAGAGAUCCCCUACAUUAAACUCAGGGAAUUUAACAUGGACCAGCAGCAGCAUAGGAUCUCCACAACUUCAGCUAUGCCCAUAUAUUUGGUCACGUGAACAGAGCAGUAUUUAAUUAAUUUUUAAUAUUAAGUGCUACUGCUAAUUAUCAUUAUCCUAAUUUGAUACCUUUUUAGGGUUGGGAAUUGGAAAUGAUGAACCCUUUAGUCUUUAAUUAAAAGGGUAUCCUCUUGUUUUUUAUUUUUUUUUGUUUUCUGUUGUUAGAAGUUAACUUUUCCGGUCAUUUUAUGCAACUUUUUUUUCUUGUGAAUUGUCAACAGACAGUCUUUAUCUUUGGUUUUGCUGCCUAUUGUAAUGAGCUGAUUCAUCUACUAAGGGCGAGCUUUCACCAGUCUGCUUUUGACAUUUUUCUCUAUUUUUUUCCUUUUCAUUCGGGUUGUAAUUUUAACUUUAUCCAUAAGGGAUCGUUUGGUACUGUGCAUAAGAA